CGGUUUAGCUCGCCUGGUGGCGGCGCGCCACGCCAUCUGGCGGCUGAGACGUACCGGCUCUCAACCCGUCGAAAAUAAUCCCACUGACACCGACUCGGACGGAGGCGGCGACGCUUGCGUGGACCCACGGGGUAUCGGCGGCGGCGGUCGUGGUGUCGGAGGCGGAGGCGGCGGAGGUGGGGUUGGGGGCGGCAGACGGGCGCCCAGCCUCCGCCUAGCGAACGGUCGCGUGGCGGCCGCCCAAUCGGAGGAGGAGAUUAGAUCGCCGGCGGCGCCGCGCCGUCUCGCCAAGGAUGACUCGAUCAAGAUCAGCAUCGAGAACACCAACACGUGCACCGACUCGCUGGUAACCGCGCUCGACGACGAGACCCUCCUGAUCGCGGACUGCCUCUCCAACGACAUGAACUACAAGGGCAGCGGCAAGGUCCACUUCGGGGUGGACGAUGUGUCGCUGUACGGCACGCCGAAGGAGGAGCCCGGGCCGACGCCUCUGGGCUCCGCCGAGGCGGGCAAGCAGAGCUUCAUCAAGAACCAGCUUCAGGCGCUGUUUCAGCCCACCGACAACAAGCUGGCCAUGAAACUGUUCGGAUCCAAGAAAGCACUGAUGAAAGAACGGAUACGACAAAAGGCUGCUGGUCACUGGGUCAUACAUCCAUGCUCCAGUUUUCGGUUUUACUGGGAUCUUUGCAUGCUGCUUCUCUUGGUGGCCAACUUGAUUAUUCUACCAGUGGCAAUAAGUUUCUUCAACGACGAUUUGAGUACCCGCUGGAUUGCCUUUAAUUGUCUGUCCGAUACGAUAUUCUUAAUCGAUAUUGUAGUAAAUUUUAGAACUGGUAUUAUGCAGCAAGAUAAUGCAGAACAAGUGAUAUUGGACCCAAAAUUAAUAGCUAAGCACUACCUGAGGACGUGGUUCUUCCUCGAUCUUAUUUCGUCCAUUCCUCUAGAUUACAUUUUUCUAAUAUUUAACCAAGAUUAUGGCGACAGCUUCCAGAUCCUCCAUGCGGGCCGCGCCCUCAGGAUCCUGCGGCUCGCCAAGCUGCUUUCCCUGGUCAGACUGCUGCGUUUGUCGCGUCUGGUGCGCUACGUCAGCCAAUGGGAGGAGGUCUAUAUCUUGCAGAAUCUCCAAAAAAAGCGAACGGAAAGAAGGGGGCGCCUAAGCUCGGACCUCAGCAAGUUUAGUACAACCAAAAGCAAUCUCAUCUUUAAGUUUCUGAAUAUGGCUAGCGUAUUCAUGAGGAUUUUCAACUUAAUCUGUAUGAUGUUGCUGAUUGGUCAUUGGUCAGGAUGUUUGCAGUUCCUGGUCCCCAUGCUGCAGGGAUUCCCAUCGAACUCUUGGGUCGCCAUCAAUGAAUUACAGGAGGCAUUCUGGCUGGAACAGUACUCGUGGGCGCUGUUCAAGGCCAUGUCGCACAUGCUGUGCAUCGGCUACGGCCGUUUCCCGCCCCAAUCGCUGACAGACAUGUGGCUGACCAUGCUGUCGAUGAUUUCGGGCGCCACAUGCUACGCCCUCUUCCUGGGCCACGCAACCAAUCUAAUCCAGAGUUUGGACUCGUCGCGGCGCCAGUACCGCGAAAAGGUGAAGCAAGUGGAGGAGUACAUGGCGUACAGGAAGUUGCCGCGCGAGAUGCGGCAACGCAUCACCGAAUACUUCGAGCAUCGGUACCAGGGCAAGUUCUUCGACGAGGAGGUCAUUCUGGGCGAGCUGUCGGAGAAGUUGCGCGAGGACGUGAUCAACUACAAUUGCAGGUCACUGGUGGCUUCGGUGCCGUUCUUUGCCAAUGCGGACUCCAACUUCGUCUCGGACGUCGUCACCAAGCUGAAAUAUGAAGUCUUCCAACCAGGUGAUAUAAUCAUAAAGGAGGGCACGAUAGGAUCGAAAAUGUACUUCAUCCAGGAGGGUAUUGUGGACAUUGUGAUGGCUAAUGGAGAGGUGGCGACCAGCCUCAGCGACGGCUCUUACUUCGGCGAGAUUUGUCUCCUUACGAAUGCACGACGCGUGGCGUCGGUGCGCGCCGAAACCUACUGCAACCUGUUCUCAUUGUCCGUCGAUCACUUCAACGCCGUCCUAGACCAGUACCCGCUCAUGCGCCGAACCAUGGAGUCGGUCGCAGCGGAGAGGUUGAACAAGAUCGGCAAGAACCCGAACCUGCUGGCCCAUCGUGAAGAGGACCUGGGCAGCGAGAGUAAAACGAUAAACGCGGUGGUGAACGCCCUUGCGGCAGAAGCGGACCAUGUUAAUAUGAGCGACGAAUCGGUCGCGAGACUCCAUUCAAGCGACCGCAGCCUGCAGGAACUAGGUAGCGAAAUCGUUUCGAUAGGACGAACGCUGCAGAAAUUGACGCUGCCCCGACCGAAAUCGGAGAACAAUUUCGCGUCGCAGGACAUGCCGCUGACGCGGGGCAGCGAGAACGGCAGGCCGUCGUUCCACAAGUCCGACACCUUUCACAAGGAGAGCGCGUUCCAAUGACGCCACUCCACGCACUAGUGCUCCGCACAGCUCACCGGGCUGCGAUUGUGCGGCGGCGUGCGGACGCUGACCGCGGCCGCUGCUGCCGUCGUCGAACUGCCGCCACCGCACAACCCCGAUCCGAGCCCAUAGGACUGCCGAAGAGUGCUGGUGCGUGCCCCCAAGCUUACACUACUACUACUACUGCGCUGUGUGUGUCUUGUUUUCAAGCAAUACGUGCUACGGACACUGAACAUGCUAGUUUGUGCAAUAUUAGGACUGUCGUUAAGUUUAGCUUUAAUUAUAUUAGGUGCUCAAUGAAUUCAAUUGAAAGCAUUCAGAGAAUCCUAGAGACGACACUCUAAAAUCAACCCGGUUCAUGGGACAUUGUUUCCUUUCUACAGACAGACGUACUCGGCCCAGCGGAUUAAUGAGCAUUCGAUAAAGCUUUUGAUUACGUCCCACUGUUCGACUAAUAAAUUAACGACGUGACUUUCACGUAAUAAUAUCGUUGGAAUGAUUUUCUUCAAUGUGAUUUCAACAAGUCCCUGGAUUUUAUGUUUUAUUUGAAGUUCUUUUCUAAUGCUCAUUAAUUCAUAAAAGACGUAAACGUAUAGGUUCGAGUAGUAAAUGGAUUUGCAAAGUAACCGUAUUUUCUGUAAAUACUAUUACAUUUAUAUGGAUCAACCUACAAUGUAACACAAAAAGUAUGAAGUUCUUAUAUUGAGGAAACUAGUUAAUUAAUUCAGUUUUUGACACAGAUAAGACUUUUGUACUGUGACUUUUUUUGAAUUCGCUAUAAUUCUUUAAUACGUUUUUACCGAUCGUAUAGCUUGAAGCAUUUUUUUAUCAAAGAAAAAGCAAUAAUUUUAUUUAUGAACAUGUGUUUUAAAGGAAAGUUUUAUUAAUCAUACUUUAGUUUACGUUUGGAAAUUUUUAAUACUUGUAUAAAUGCACUUUUUAAUAUAACCAUAUCAUUAAUCUUUACAAGUCAUUUCUUAAAACAAUUUACGCUAUUUUUUUUAUUAUUUAUCUUUGUAUAUAUCAAAUAGUCUAAUAUAAUUUAUUAUAGUUUUUAAUAAGCAUUCUGCAUAUAUUAAAUUGAGUUGUAAAUAAAAAAAUAGAAUAGAAAAACUUCAUAGUCAAUAUAAAUACAAAUCAAAUUUAAAGAUUUAAGUGAACAAAGAUUAUUUUUAUUGUAAUUAUAAAUAUGUAAUAUAUGUAUCCAUUUUAGAUAACCUGAAGAAGUGAUUUUGAAAGCUCACAGCAAUACAAUAACAAUUGCAUGAUUGUAAUUAUUACAGCAGAUUUGAAAAAUAAUCGCGUAAAAGAUGUUUGCUUGAAGUCUCUUUUAAAAUCACCUCAGGUAAUAUAAAACCAAGAACCGUGGUUAUAAAAGCACUCAGAAGAACACCUGUUUGCUAAAUAUGCAUAGAAUCCUGCAGGCCAGUAUAUUAGAAUAAAUCGUAGAAAGUGAUAGAGAAAAGCAGAUUGAUAGGCCUAAAGAAAUAAAAUAAUAAAAAAACAAAAACUCUCGACUAAAAUAUGAGUUUGCAGGACCAUUAGUAACUGCUAUGAAUGUCCACAUGAAUAGUAAAACAAUACAAAACAAACAUAAAUAUAAAGAUUGUCUCGAAUGAAUUGAAAGAAGUCCAAUUAGCUCUCUUGUGAUAAAAAAAAUUGAGUGUGAUGUAUAAAUAUCGAAUACUGAACGUUGUUUGGAAACUGGUUCAUAAUAUCUUAAUCUAAAUUUGAAUGUACAGACUCGAUGGAUUUUAUAUAACACAAGUGACAUAUUAAACAAAUAUAUCACUACAAUGGAGUCUGUAUAGGAUUCAUGUGGAUAUUAAAUUUGUAAUAUAUUUAACGAUAAAACAGAAGGAGACUCUACACUGUUAGCUGUGAUCUACAAUAUGGAUGUGUUAUCAUUAAAAAGGUCUACUUCUUGUUAAGUUGUUAUAUUUCUGACCCAUUUGGUUUGACAUAUUCUUUAGGUAAUUUUUUGAACAGCUAUUAUAUGCUUGCAAUAUUAUUGAUGGUAAGGAAUUAUAUUUAUUGUAAAUCAAAAAGGUGUAUUUAUGAAAAGCAAGUGCAGUAAUUUCCAAUAAAGGCAAAGGUGGACAAACAAUCCGUUUAAUCGUUAAAAUUUAUAAUAAUUGACGUAUAGCGCAACCUAAUAUUGGAAACAAUUACUAUUUUAUAAAUUGAUUAUAUUAAUGUCUUUGCUACUUUUUGGAAUUUUAUGCAUUUGGUUUUUAAUGUUUUAUUGAAAUUGUAUUGUUAUAUUGCAAUAAUUUUUUCUAAACGUAUGAUUAUGAAACCUAGUGAUAUAUUUGUUUUUACUAUUGUACAGUGAUUUUUUAAACAGUAGUUGACUGAAAUAUCAAUAAGAGUAUAUGUUGUUUUAGUUUAGUUGCAUCAGAAAAAUAGAUACUUUUCUUAUUUACUUACCUAUGUUAUUUAUUGAUAAUUGUAAGAAUAAAAAAAAAUCAUAUGUAAAGCAAACAAUAAUUUAAGAAUUUUCCUAAAAUGCACAAAAUCACAAAAAUUUCAUUAUAAUUAGUCAAACUCCAAUUCAUCUAUAUUAAAAUACAAUCCAUUAAUUUUCGUCGUUCAUUCAAGUACAGUUUGAAGUCGAGUAUUUAAUGUGCAGAAACGUAUGAUUUUUAUUACUCAUUAAAUUGAUGAUGCAACUUGUAGUGUAAGUAGAUGAUUAAACAAAAUAAUAUCAAUUAUAUCAUAAUUUAUGUUUUAAAUAGGUUUCACAAAUUCUUGCCAUGAUGAAAUCCUAGCCUAGACUGAAAAAAAAAUUAUAAAUAUGCUUUGUUACAAUAUGACAUGUAGAGUAAUAUAUGAAAUGUUUUAGUUGUAAAGAAAUAUAGUUAUAUACACUCUAGAAUUUAAAACUUGCAGUUCUAUAAAGUCUAUUAUUUUACCAAAAGUGCUCAUGCCUGUUAAGUAAAUUUAGAGUUACAAGCUGACUCAAUGUGAGAGAAGCUUUUUAAAAAUAAAAAAGGGUUAACUGUAUGCGCGCUCGAAUGUGGGCCCAAAGUACAUUCCAAAAAUGCAUUACUUUUAAAUUAUACACAACAUAGUUAUAUUUUAUGAUCGAAACUUCAAGAAUUUAUAGAACAUAAUCAAAUCAUCCAAUUGAUUUGACUGUGUUCGUAAUAAAUACAUAAAUGCCUGUAUGUCAAUUGAUUACCUACAUUUCAAAAAAAAAAAAACUGAAUUUAUAGUGAUGCAGUGUUUUUAUUUACAAUGAUCAUUUUGAAGCAAUGUUUAUUCACGAUGUUUUGUAGAAAAGGGGUCAUAAUACAAGGUCUUCAUUCAUAGUUGGAGUUGAGCCCUUUUCUAACAUUUACACUUUUAUUAUGGUCAUAUGGAAAUUAUACCACAUUAGGUACCCCUACUAUAAUAAAAAAAAUGUAAAUAACGUAGAAAAGUGCCUCUUUUCAAUUGCGCAUUGCUACUCUCUUGGUCAACUAUUAGAAUAAUCUUGUUUUGUUUAAAUGUUUUACUGUUGUUAAAAUCUUUGGUUUUUAAUUGAAAAAUAAAGCUGCAUUUUUACAGUUGA
Molecule: messenger RNA, 6023 nt
Organism: Aethina tumida (small hive beetle)
Lineage: Eukaryota; Metazoa; Arthropoda; Insecta; Coleoptera; Nitidulidae
Gene: Ih
Product: potassium/sodium hyperpolarization-activated cyclic nucleotide-gated channel 2
Exons: 13
Coding region: 401-2467 (688 amino acids)
Biological process (GO): transmembrane transport; potassium ion transport
Cellular component (GO): membrane
Molecular function (GO): voltage-gated potassium channel activity
Source: RefSeq, a predicted model, not a curated record